This is a messenger RNA of Aspergillus candidus, 1062 nucleotides long. Its product is annotated as 3,4-dihydroxy-2-butanone-4-phosphate synthase RIB3. Gene Ontology annotation, molecular function: 3,4-dihydroxy-2-butanone-4-phosphate synthase activity. Gene Ontology annotation, biological process: aerobic respiration; riboflavin biosynthetic process. The record is from RefSeq and is a predicted model, not a curated record. Gene Ontology annotation, cellular component: cytosol; mitochondrial intermembrane space. Lineage: Eukaryota; Fungi; Ascomycota; Eurotiomycetes; Eurotiales; Aspergillaceae. Bases 342 to 1040 code for a protein of 232 amino acids. The transcript is spliced from 3 exons.
UUUCUUCCCACUGGCAAUUUUAUUCCAUUUUCCAGAGUAUAUAAUAUCGUCGCCUCAAUCGUUGCAGUCACUGUCAGUUGACAUCGCCCCAUCCAAACUUAACUCCGAUCGCCACCUCCGGUCCUCCCCGCUUUGGCACCGAUCAACCUCCACCCCCCUAAUCAGAGAUUCUUUGGACGACUCCUUUACAUAUUUGUUGUGGAGUGAUCGCGAUACUGUGCAAUACAUAAUUCCAGAGUCUCGGAUUCGGUUUCAGUUGUUCUAGAGCACAAUUCGCAUUGUGUUAUUUUACACACCCCGCUACGAUAUCUGCCCCGCAUAUUGCCAGUCGAGUCAUAAUAAUGCCUGCCUCGACGGAACCGAGUUUGCAAUUCGACUCGAUCGAAGAUACGGUUGCUGCUUUUAAGAAUGGCGAAUUUAUCAUCGCUCUCGACUCGCAGGACCGGGAAAAUGAGGGUGAUCUGAUUAUCGCGGCCGAGUCUGUUACAGACGCCCAGAUGGCUUUCCUUGUCCGGUUUACCAGUGGCCUGAUUUGCGCCCCCAUCACCGCCGACAUCGCCCGCCGCCUCGCCCUCCCCCAAAUGGUCGUCGAAAACGCCGACCCCAAGGGAACAGCCUACACGAUAUCCAUCGACUCCAGCGACGACUCCGUCACGACCGGCAUCUCCGCACAUGACCGCGCCCUCGCCUGCCGAACGCUGGCUUCCCCGACUGCCCGCAUCGAGGACUUCCGGCGUCCGGGCCAUAUCAUCCCUCUGCAGGCUAGAGACGGGGGUGUGCGCGUGCGCCGCGGACACACCGAGGCUGCUGUUGAGUUUUGCCGGCUGGCCGGGAAGGCGCCGGUGGGUGUGAUCGCGGAGCUGGUUGAGGAUGGCGAGUUGGUCCCUGGGGUGCCGGCCAUCGGUGGUAACAACGACAUGAUGCGACGCGAUGCGUGCUUGCAGUUCGGGAAGAAAUGGGGUAUCAAGGUGUGUACGAUUGAGGAUCUGGUGGAUUAUGUGGAGCGGAUGGAGAAGGGCGCGGCGAAUGGGUCGCAUUGAUCUUAGAGUGGUCGCAAGUUAU